Empidonax traillii (willow flycatcher) is the source of this 1877-nucleotide messenger RNA. It is a transcript of the gene PPM1D, whose product is annotated as protein phosphatase, Mg2+/Mn2+ dependent 1D. Gene Ontology annotation, biological process: protein dephosphorylation. Gene Ontology annotation, cellular component: nucleus; cytosol. The transcript has 6 exons. NCBI's taxonomy places the organism in Eukaryota, Metazoa, Chordata, Aves, Passeriformes, Tyrannidae. The record is from RefSeq and is a predicted model, not a curated record. Gene Ontology annotation, molecular function: protein serine/threonine phosphatase activity; cation binding; mitogen-activated protein kinase binding. The coding region runs from base 120 to 1877 and encodes 585 amino acids.
CGCGGACAUGCCCGGGCGGCCCCGGGGACACCCGCGAUAAUCCUCGCUGUCGGCGGCGCUGGGCGGGGAGCGGCGGGCGAGCUGCCCCCUCCUCCUUCUCCCCCCCCUCUCUCCUCCCCAUGGAGGGGCCGUACGCGCUGGGGGUGAGCGUGUUCUCGGACCAGGGCGGCAGGAAAUACAUGGAGGACGUGACCCACAUCGUGGUGGAGCCCGAGCCGCCGCCAGGCCCGCACAAAGGCGGAGCGGCGCCCGCAGGCCCCGGCGCCGCCGAGCCCCCGGCCGAGGGCGGGCGGCGCCGGGGGGGGACCCCGCGGGCGGCCGAGGACGGGGCGCAGCCCCCCGGCAGCGGCCCCGGGCGGCGGCCCCGCCGCUCCGUCGCCUUCUUCGCCGUGUGCGACGGGCACGGCGGGCGGGAGGCGGCCCAGUUCGCCCGGGAGAACCUGUGGGGCUUCAUCAAGAAGCAGAAGGGCUUCGGCUCGGCCGAGCCGGCCGAGGUGUGCGCGGCCCUGCGCAAGGGCUUCAUCGCCUGCCACCGCGCCAUGUGGAAAAAGCUGCCAGAGUGGCCCAAGACCAUGACGGGGCUGCCCAGCACGUCGGGCACGACGGCGAGCGUGGUGAUCAUCAGAGGCUCCAAGAUGUACGUGGCGCACGUGGGAGACUCGGGGGUGGUGCUGGGGGUCCAGGAUGACCCCAAGGACGACUUUGUGAGAGCUGUGGAGGUCACACAGGACCACAAGCCGGAGCUGCCCAAGGAGAGGGAGAGAAUCGAAGGCCUGGGGGGCAGCGUGAUCAACAAGUCCGGGGUGAACCGCGUGGUGUGGAAGAGGCCCCGGCUGAGCCACAACGGCCCCGUGCGCCGCAGCACCGUCAUCGACCAGAUCCCCUUCCUGGCCGUGGCCAGAGCGCUGGGUGACCUCUGGAGCUACGACUUCUACAGCGGGGAGUUCGUGGUGUCCCCCGAGCCCGACACGAGCGUUCACACCAUCGACCCCCAGAAGCACAGAUACAUCAUCCUGGGCUCUGACGGGCUCUGGAACAUGAUCCCCCCCCAGGAUGCCAUCUCCAUGUGCCAGGAUCACGAGGAGAAGAAGUACUUCAUGGGAGAGCACCGGCAGUCGUGUGCCAAGAUGCUGGUGAGCCGCGCCCUGGGCCGCUGGAGGCAGCGGAUGCUGCGGGCGGACAACACGAGCGCCAUCGUCAUCUGCAUCUCCCCCCUGCGGGACGGGCCCAGCCCCUGGGAGCAGGAGGAGGAGCUGUACCUCAACCUGGCCGAGGGGCCCUCCUACAGCAGCCCUGACCUCAGCAGCACCAGCCCCUCCCGCUGCUGCACCCCCCCUGUCAAGCUGUCGGAAGACGAGCCGUGGCCGCGACUGAGCGCCGAGCCGGUCCCUGCCCUGCUGCACAGCUCGGGGCUCCCAGACAAGCACCCGGAGCUGCCACCCGAGAUCGCCAAGAGCAGCAGCGUCCCCGCCUCGGGAGGAGCCCCGAGGGACGCGGACCCGCAGGAGGAGAAGUGCAGCAAAGCGCUGGCCCUGCGGAUCCAGGAAUCCUACCAGGCCGUGGGCCUGGCCCCUUCCCACUCCGCCAACUCAGGCACGGACCAAAAAGGCUUCAAGGUGUCCCCCGCCGGCCCCGCCAAAGCGCAGGAGGCGGAGAAAACGCCCGCGGCAAACUUUAAAAGGACCUUGGAGGAGUCCAACUCGGGCCCGGCGCUGAAGAAGCCGCGGCGGGGGCUGGGCCGGGCGCUGGGCCCGCAGGGGGACGGCCCGGCCCGCAGGACCCCCGCCAAGCUGGCCAUGAGGCGCAGCCUGCGCGGGCAGAAGAAGCUCAGCCCGGGGCUCUUCCAGCCGCCCAGGAAAGCCGUGUGCGUGUGCUGA